AUGGACGAUCAAAAAUUAAUUAAAAAUGUUGAACUGAUUGGACAUUAUGAAGAUUCGACUAUUGAAUGUUAUAAUGAACUUGAACAGUCAACACUAACAAAAAAUAAAAAUUCUUCUAAACCAUUACCAACAACUAACAAACAACCAUCGCCUACUGUUGUAACUUCUCAUCAACAAACGAUGAAACAAGGUUAUGAGCUUCCUCCAUUAAUUUUAGAAGGUGUUAGUCUUUCUCGUGUUGCAUUAAACAAUUUUUUAGUAAAGAAAAUUCCUGAAUUAAAAUGUAACAACAUUAUGUAUAAUGAUAAAAGAAAAAAUUUUACAAUUUAUCCUUCAACUAUAGCUUCGUAUAAUGCAUUACUUACUCGAUUAUCGUUGAAUGAAUUAUCUGAUACUGCAAAAAUUUUUAUUCCUCGAUCAAUACAACGAAUUCAAAAAACUGAUAAAGAAGCAUUUGUUAAAAGUGUGCAUAAAGAAAUAUCGAUUCAAGAAAUUCAAAAUGCUUUAACAUAUAAUGGUUAUCAGGUGAAUCAAGUAGAGAGAUUAAUGAACAAAGAAAAAACCGGUACAGGAACAACUAUUAAAAUUACUUUUGAUGAUGUUAAGAAUCGAGAUGCAUUUAUCAAAUUAGGUCUACAAAUUGAUCAUAUGCAUUUUCCUGCAGAAAAAGCAAAACAAAAAAUUAAUCCACAACAAUGUCAUUCAUGUUAUCGAUUCGGACAUAUAGCUAAAUAUUGUAAACAACAACAACUAAUAUGUUCUUAUUGUGCUGGUCCUCAUCGAUAUAACGUUUGUGAUCAAAAACAAUUACCACCUAAAUGUUCCAAUUGUCAAGGUUCACAUGAAGCAACUUCUCAUGAUUGUCCAAAGUACAUAAAUGAACAAAAACGUAUACAAACAGCAAUUGAUCGGUAUUCAUAUUCUUCCACUAGUAUACAUCAUUCAACACCAGUACCUGAUAGUCAUGAUAUUAAAAAUUAUCCGCUACUUUCAUCAACAAACUCGAUUAUUACUUCUCAAACACUCAACAGUAUUACUGAAGCAUGUACGAUGGCAACAAUGAAGGCAAUUGAGAAUAUUUCUAAUAAAUUAAUUCAUUCAUCUUCUUGGUGA
This is a messenger RNA of Rotaria sp. Silwood1, 1113 nucleotides long. The record is from the annotation of a GenBank genome assembly. NCBI's taxonomy places the organism in Eukaryota, Metazoa, Rotifera, Eurotatoria, Philodinida, Philodinidae.